Asparagus officinalis (garden asparagus) is the source of this 1414-nucleotide messenger RNA. RefSeq lists its product as uncharacterized. NCBI's taxonomy places the organism in Eukaryota, Viridiplantae, Streptophyta, Magnoliopsida, Asparagales, Asparagaceae. The coding region runs from base 228 to 1175 and encodes 315 amino acids. The record is from RefSeq and is a predicted model, not a curated record. The transcript is spliced from 6 exons.
GGAUCUGACCUCGACCUCCUAGGAUCCAUUCACAUUGCGCGAUGUCGUCGUCUAUCUAAAUGGUCCUCGAUCACCUAACAAUCACAAAGUCUCUCUUCUUCAAUUAACAGGAAGCAAUUGUCACUUUUAGAUUUUUGUUUAUUUGUUAGAUGUAGAAGAUACUAAGAUCCCCAUCGCUGUUCGAAUUUGAUAAACUCGCUGGAUUCGAAGUGAAUCUUCUUGCUCUGAUGGAUGGCAAGAAAGGGAAGUUUGAUAACCAUGUCAGGCAAGGAGAACGAUGUCCAGCAAAUCUUCUUCCAGCAUUGGAAUUUGUUAAGCAGAUACCUGAUAGACUUCAAAACAGUUUGAAAUCACAUUUCAAGCAUUUUGCAAAGAAUGAAGUGAAGAUUGGUGCUGCAAAUCCUCUAACAAUGAUGGGGAGACAAUCAUUUAACGCUUUUGAGGUUAACUUAGAUAAGCAAUUGCAAGCUUGGAAAGAAAAUCCUAAUUGGGUUGGUCAGUCUCCAGAAAUAACGGUUAGUGUACCAAAAGGUUCCCUUUGCAAUUUGAAAGUAAAAUUUAAUGUUGGAUUGCCCCCAGAUGCAAUAUAUAAUAUUGUCAUUGAUCCUGACAACAAAAGGGUCUUCAAAAACAUCCAGGAAGUGAUAUCCAGAAAGGUCUUAAUAGACGAGGGCCAAAGGCAGGUUGUGGAGGUGGAGCAGGCAGCAUUGUGGAGAUUCCUUUGGUGGUCAGGGACUAUAUCAGUACACGUCUUUGUAGAUCAAAACCGGAAAGAUCACACUGUGAAGUUCAAGCAAGGGAAAACAGGAUUUAUGAAUAAAUUUGAAGGUUGCUGGAAAGUAGAGCCCUUAUUGGUUGAUUCCUGCACUGCGGGCAAAGGAAGAAUCGGUUCAAUUGUGACCUUGGAUCAGCUUAUCGAGCCAGCACUUGUGCCUCCACCACCAAUAUCAUGGUAUCUGAGAGGAAUCACGACAAGGACAACUGAGAUGCUGAUAACUGACCUUUUGGCUGAGGCUGCUAGAUUAAGGGGAGAUCUAUCAAGCAAAGUGCUUGAAGAAAGCCUUGAUCCUGCUUGUGUUGGCCGCUCUACAUACAUUUUUGACGAUGGUAUAAAGGAGAGAUGGCAACAGAGGAGAAGUAUGAGACGACAAAGAAUUCAUAGAGCUCUGGUUUGAUAGUAAUUAUAGAAGUUCUCUUAUCAUCAAGAGCUUGUAAAUUAUUAAUCUGUCUCAGGUCAGUACAAGAUUUUGCUUUUAUGAUGUAUUUUCUAAUUCAUUGUUCUUUUUUUGAAGCGUAGCUGGUGUACUAGGAAUAUGACUAUCAUGUUCGUUGUUGUAACUUAUUUUUUGGAUAAUUUUAAUUUCUUUACAAAUCAUAACCGAGUCUCCAAUAAAGCUUAGUUAUCUUUAUCAUC